GGCGCAACUUUUGUUGCUUUUGGAAAAAACUUAAUUCAGUUAUUUAUUGUUAAUGAGGUAUUUGUAAGAAACUCAUGAAAUGUGAUUUCAAUCAUUUGACAGUAAUAUUAAAGGCCGAGUUUAUUGACAUUUAGUGUUAUCGUAGUUGAACUCGUCAAUUUUGAAUUUAUUGAAGAAUGUUUUCUACAAAUUUUGAUUGUAUUAACAUUUGCUGACAAUGUCAUGCUUAAUCGGUGCUUCCAAUGUUAAAAUUUUCGGCAAAGCAUUCCAUGCCCUAGUCAAAAUUGCAGAUGAUUUAUACAUCGAAGCUCUCCCGGCCGGACUAGUAUUUCAUACUGUGAAUUCAUCAAAAUCUGCAUAUGCAUGCUUCACAUUCAAGCCUGAUUUCUUUAUCUCAUAUAGAGAUGAUUCGUGUGAAAAACGUAAAGUUUUGCUCAAGUCAUGUCUUAUGGCAUUUCGAUCUCUCCCCACACUCGAAAAGAAUGUCGAAAAAUGUCUUUUUGAUAUCACCAGUAUGCCGGAAUAUUUGCAUCUAAAGUUUUUUUGCAAAUAUGGCAUGACAAAAAUUUAUCAGCUAAACUUGAUUGAGAAUGAGACUGUUCAAGGAUCUUUUCCUAAAAGUGGAUUUCUGUGCAAGCUCAGUGCCUCUUCUAGACUCUUUCAUGAUGGAAUUCAAAAUUUUAGUAACUCUGUAGAAGAAUUGACAUUAACCGUGUGUACAAACAAAGUGAUUCUUCGGAACUAUGUCGAUGAUGAGCCAGAUCCCAAUAAAGUGGUUCAUACGGAACUGACGUUAGAAUCGGAAGAAUUUGACAUUUUUGAAGUGGAGCAAGAAACGAAAAUUACUUUUUGCCUUAAGGAAUUGAAAGCAAUCUUGAGUUUCUCAGAAGGCUUCAGUGUUCCCAUCACAAUACAGUGUCAAGCCGGUGGAAAACCCGUUACCUUCAGCAUCACAGGCUUGCGAGGAGUGGAUGUGCAGUUUGUGUUAGCGACUUUAGCAGACAGAGACACCCAGUCGUCGUCAUGCAGCAGCUCCGUUCUCAGAACGUCAGUCUCGCAAAACACUCAAGUUAAGAAAAAGACAAUAAAAGGCGGAAACAAAAAAUUGCCGGAGAACGAAACUGUUUCAAUUCACCAACAAGCUUCAGCAAAUAACACAUUACAAAAUGCUAAUUUACCUAAACUAAUCUCUUUGAGUGAUGAUGAUGAUGAUGAGUCAUUACUAGAAGGAAAUCUGGAACUUAACAAUGAUAAUGUGGAAGAUGUUGUUCCUUCAACUCCACCUCACAAAAAGUUUCGUUCGAUGUUUCUGGGUUUGUCUCAAGCAACAUGCGUCUCCAUGAUGCCCGAGAACGAUGAAGUGCUCGUUGUAGACAGCGAUGAAGAAUUCUUGGACUCUUAACUCUGCUGAGAAUUUGACAUUUUUAACUUGUGUAAAAGAUCUUUAAUACCUUUACAGUUGAAAAUAAUGCAAAUGGUGCCUCGAAAUGUGAUAUUGAUGUCAUUGUGUAUCACUAGGCUGUCGUUCAAGAACGAAAA
This is a messenger RNA of Uloborus diversus, 1539 nucleotides long. It is a transcript of the gene Rad9, whose product is annotated as cell cycle checkpoint control protein RAD9A-like. The coding region runs from base 218 to 1402 and encodes 394 amino acids. The record is from RefSeq and is a predicted model, not a curated record. Lineage: Eukaryota; Metazoa; Arthropoda; Arachnida; Araneae; Uloboridae. The transcript is spliced from 11 exons. Gene Ontology annotation, biological process: DNA repair; cellular response to ionizing radiation; mitotic intra-S DNA damage checkpoint signaling. Gene Ontology annotation, cellular component: checkpoint clamp complex.